Messenger RNA from Anopheles gambiae (African malaria mosquito), 6023 nucleotides. RefSeq names its product eukaryotic translation initiation factor 4E-binding protein (gene Thor). Gene Ontology annotation, molecular function: eukaryotic initiation factor 4E binding. The transcript has 2 exons. The record is from RefSeq and is a predicted model, not a curated record. NCBI's taxonomy places the organism in Eukaryota, Metazoa, Arthropoda, Insecta, Diptera, Culicidae. Gene Ontology annotation, cellular component: cytoplasm. Gene Ontology annotation, biological process: negative regulation of translational initiation. Bases 4298 to 4666 code for a protein of 122 amino acids.
GUAUGGCUUUUGCAUCAUGAUCGGGUGCGCGAAACGAGACCUUCCGACAAGGUUGUGUACGUCAGUGGCGGAAUCGGAGUCUGGAAUCUUGCUCCCAACUCUCUUGUCGAGGCACGUCAAAAUGCCCGGCGGGCGUGAUAUGUGCGGUUUUGUUCGUCUAAAGCGCAAUUGUUUCUUUCCUGUCCCAUGACGGUCGACGGUCGGCGCGCGAUAUGCGAAAACCGGCCAAUGGGUAUCGGCAGACAAGGCGUGGCAUAUGUUGUUGGCCUUUUUUGCAUAGAAUUAUCGCCGUGUGGGAUGAAAGACAGGGUGGACAGUUGUUGUAUGAUAAGAACAAUGUUGCAGGAUGCUUUGUUUUUUUAAUACGACACAAUCUCUUGCACCAGAUGAUAAUCUUUUGGAGAAGUUUGUGACUUUCUUUCCCAUCUCAACUUAGACUUUACUCUCGUUUUGUAGUGAUUUCUUCCCGAUACACCCUGUGUAGCCAGAUGCUCAAUGCGGUCACGAACGAGCCCCCCACAGUAAAAACAACUACGCCAGAGACCGGACAUAAUGCGUCGUUAUCCACCCCCUACUACUCCAUUGCCGUACAGUUUUGCAGCAAAGUAUGCGAAACGUCCGAUCGCCAGCUGCCGCUGUUGUUGUUCUAGUUGCGCUAGCUGCGCCGGUUACUUGAGGCUCACGCGUCUAAACAACAAAUUGCGCCUCGAAGAUCAUACAGUACGAUCGUGCAUUCCAACCCACCCACCCAUAUUAAUGGCACACACACACACACACACCCCUCCCGAUCAUCCGAUCAUGACAUGGCCAGACGAAAAGUUUGUUUUUCAAUGGAUAGAUUUUCAUCAACAUCACACAGGAGUUAGCAGACAAGAGGAGCUGGUGGGAGCUCCAGAACGUCCAGAGAAAUCGAACACGCGAUUUACAUUUGCUGCGGUCCGUGUGGCAUUCCGUCGAAACCGGUUCGCACACACUGGUGCUUGUAAACAUGACGCAUCGCCACACACACACAGGCACGCACGAAUCAUCCAAAAGGUCUGCGAAGAAUCACUCAUAACAUUGGGCCGCCCAUCUUCCACUUGAUGCUGUUCAUGCUUCUCUUCGCUGAACAUUUCAUUUUCAUUUUUGCCAUGCCGUGCCUACUUUCAGUCUCUCAGCCCGAAAACGUGUGCAGAAGUAGAAGGAAAACAGCGGACCGACAAACCGAUCCAAGGGCAAGGCGAGGUUUUUGGAGAAGGAAUGAGGUAGAAGAAGCCUUUAAUUUUGGCCCCAUUAAGUAACUUCUGGGAAACGGGAAACGGACUGGUGGGGCGAUCUUCUCGGUUGAGUGAAACGACCAUAACAAAACAUUAGUCUCGUGUACAAUCCGCGGACUAUUUUGUUUUUGCUUUCUUCAUGCUUUGGCCAGUUCCGGUGACAAAUCCACCGAUGAGGAUUAAUCCCAUCUACUCACUGCAAUAGCGUAAGAUCGUUCGCGAUCGUAUCGGAAAAGGCUACCUUAUUUCGAGACGUAGAAUGCAAGUACUUAUCGUACUCUUUUAUUUUUUAUUGAAAUUUCAUUACUACGCAGCAGGUGCACGCGUAGCAAUUAGUUUACUUUCUUCCCCCACCCGCCCAGACUGUUUGUCGACCCCGUUCCGUGUUAAUAACCUCUGCGGAUAGAAGAUCGACUUUUUUCUUUUGCUUGUAAACCAAAUCUUACCCAUCUUUGUGGCGCGCGUGUGCGCCUUUCUUGUGAGACACAUUUGCAAACCCGCACAAUUUACAAAACUAAUCGGGGGGAUGGAACACUCUCUUCCCCACUCUGGAACGGUCCCAUUACAGCUGUUUACGGGACAAAUAGUCGUGAUAAAACCAGCAGGGUGGCCGUAAAUAGAACGAGGCAUCUGGAAGAACGUGAUCGGCGUGUUUUUGGGGGGUUUUCUGAUAAACACAUAUAUCUGUUUAUCAGACCUCCGUACAAAGGCAAACUAUUUUGGUGUCGAUAUUUUCCUUUUUUCCAUCUAGCCCUUUUGGGAUAAAGAAAAACACAUGUAUACAUUUUAUGAUUGCACCGGCCAAAAGCAUUUACAGCACCGAAAGAGCGAACAGUAAACAUAAAAUAGCAGGUAUGUGGAGGGUGGUGAAGGAGUGGAGCGAGAACGCGAACACGACCCAGUCCCUACCAGUAUGCUGCCGCUCGCCAUGGAUGGAUGGAAGACGAGCGCGACUGCACGCACACUCCUUCCGUUGGUGUUGGUUUCACAUUACCCACACCAACACAAACUCACAAAAUAUGCGCUAGCAAUAACAUCGAAAGAACUAACUCUCUAUUUCAUUUUCGAAAAUCGAAGAAAAGCGGUGGAAAACUGGCCAGAAAAGCGAUGUCGCGUGUCUUUUGGCUAAUGAAUUAUCAAACAGUUUUCACACUAUUCUCUCUAUCUCUCUCUCUCCAUGUAUUGCCAUCGCUUCACCGGCAUGCCAUUAUUUUGAAGGCCACAGCAUAUAUUCGUUGCCCGUCCAACCCUCCCCAAAAAAAAAUCCACCCCACAAAAGCCGGUUCCACGAGCGUUUUAACCUGUGUAUUGUAUAUCUUACACGCACACCACGACCACCAACCCCUUGAGGCUCGCGGACUUGGGACACAGUGACAGGGAUGGUGGCGGUGGUGGCCCAAUGGUGGCAUAUUCCCGGAGCGCCUGCGAUGGGAUUGGAGAAAAAAGGGUGAGUUUACGCGAAAAGAAAACGGUCAGGAAAGAGGUGGUGGUGGUGGUGUGGAAAUUGUUUUGAGAAACUGCGUCGUAGCGAAAUCGGCAGUACGGACUGGGACACCACAGGCAUUUGCCGGCGUUUGGCAGGGGGAUAGGGCACGGGGGGAGUACUGUUUUCGUUUGCUUCAUUUUACCGGCAAAUAUUUUUUUGGUUAGCAAAACGUGCCGGUAAGAGAAAUGCUCAAAACAGAGCAUUCUAUGGAAGAUAUGAGCAAGCAGUUGGCGUGUCGCACAUGUGGUUUGUGGAGAACUCAUCGUUUACAGUAAUUGAAACACAAAUAUGUUGUGGAAUAUUUUAUUUAACUUUGCCUUUGGGGGGAAAAAAAAGUUUACUGCUCACACAAUUUCUCUUCCCUACCGCUCAAGAAUCGAACACACUUCUUCUUCCGUCUCCACUUGCACGUACGCUUGACGGCGGCGGUGGUGUGUGGCGCACGAUAAGAGAAGUAACUCGAAGCGAAACGCACACCAAUGCGCACGGACUUGCUGCGUAUCUGCUUACACCGUAAGCGGUACCAGGGAAGGGGUUGGAAGGAAAUAGGGGUUGAACGGCUAAGAACCGGGGGCUGUGCGGUGUAGUGCUGACCAACAGUGGGCAAAAGGUCGCACUAAAAUGAUUUAAAAUAGAAAUUGUGUUUGAGUUUAUAACACUUGUGGUUAUUUUAAAUGCUCCGAAUAUGAGUAUAUGUUGGAGAAUUUGGUUGAUUGAAAUAAUUUUUAAUAUUUUUAUAAAAGUCAUUUGUCUCGAAAAAUGUUAUUUUUUGAUUGGAUUCAUUUAAAAUUUCAAUCAUCGUUAAUGUUACUAUAACAGCACCAAUUUCUGAUGGGAUGAUUCGUUUGAAACUCUCCUUGAGUCAACAUAAUUACAAUUUUACAUCCUCACGUGUUUCUUCCACCAUUUUGCCCACCGUAAAUCCCACCGUGCCCCUUUCCGAGCGGGCACGAUUAGGUAAGCGUAAUCGCACGACUCGCGUGUGCCUUUGUGUGCGAGAGAGUAGUGAACACGUCACGUCACACCCCUGCUGGCCCUACCGACAGGCCUGCCGUGUACGUGUGUUGGUGGGCAUGUUUGUGUUUUGGUUCGGCUUUAAAUGCGGCUGGCAGGGCGCGUUCUGGCUAUAGUUCGGUUUCAGAGAUUGUUCCGCGCGUAUCCUUCACGCUGCUAACGCAAAGCGCAAAGAGCUACGACGCCACACAACAUUUGCUACAACUGCAGCUACCAGCCCAGCCAACCAAGUGUUGUUGUUACAACUCAGAAACGGGAAACGGGUGUAUUACAAACCGUUUUGUAAACCGAAACUAGUACUACUUAAACUGCCAACUGGUGUAGUGCACUGCCAACAAGGAAGUACAAGGAAACCGAAAUAGUAUCCUGCAAAGUACAAAAAGCCCUCACAGUCCCCACUCGAGCGGAUUCUAGUCGAUCGUCGAUCAGCACCAGCUGCGUGAAUAACCAAAAACAAAACCAGCCCGCGAACGCCAAGUGCCGGAAAAAGUGUUGUUGUAAAACCCACUUUACCAAAAACAAAAAGACUCGCACCAACAGCAUGUCGGCAUCACCGAUCGCACGUCAGGCUUGCGCCUCCAUCUCCCAGGCCAUCCCGUCCAAGCGGGUACUGAUCCAUGAUGCUUCCGAGCUGCCGGACCUGUACUCCUCUACGCCCGGCGGUACCCUGUACUCGACCACACCCGGAGGUACUCGCAUCGUGUACGAGCGUGCCUUCCUGAUGAACCUGAAGAACUCCCCGCUGGCCCGCACGCCGCCAAACAAUGUGCCAAUGAACCUGUUGCGUACGGGCGUUGUCAGCCCGAACACGAAACCAAUGACGACACUGUCGGUCAAGCAGCAGAAACCUGCCCGGAACUCCCCACCAAAGUACGACGAGCAUCAGGAACAGUUCGACAUGGAUCUGUAAGCGCCUGUUUUGCUGUCUCGUGACUUGCUGGGCCUGGAGAGAGCAGUGGGCGUCGUUCCUUCGUAGCGGCAUUUUUUUCAACACCAAUUACAACCGGAAGUGACAUCUGUUGGCCUGGUUCCGCCGGAAUUUGCAAGGAGGAGGAGCAACCACAGAGAGCACAGCAACACAGAGGAAGCAACGACAAGAGCACAUCGGAUGCGGAGAAGAUAUUAUUAUUAAUUCCCCCUAUUAUUUUUGCAAUUUUUCGUUGGUCUUGUUAACUUGUUACGCGCGCGCGCACGUGCGAUUGUUUUUGGAAGGCCGCAGACAAGCGGCCACAGGCGCACACGCGCGCGCGUGUGUGUGUCUUUGAGUAAUAUUAGCAUCUCUGAAUAUUUGUGAGCCGCCAGACAGGGCAGAACAGGGGUUAUCGACCCUUUUACUAACCGACUCGCGCUAACAACGGCACCCAGAGAGAGUAGGCAUCUCGAUAAAUCGUUGGAUGUAGACUUUAUAAGUUUAUCGUUCCUUCGGUAGUAAGAUUAGCAUUCGCAUAUACAUAUGUGUUUUAACGUACGCCCACGGUAGUCACGUAAGCAAAACAAACAAACACACACACACACACACAUCCUUUCUGUUUUAGUUUAGUGUUCACAUCACCAGCAAGGGGGACCAGAGAAGGACAGGGCCAUGUUUUGUUUUGUGUACGAUCGGUGAACAAUCGAUCAGAAAAACCCAAAAAGAUAAACCCCAACACAGCAGGAUCCAGUGACAAGAAGUGUAGGCAGAGCAAGGGUGCGAUCAGUUCGUUACUGUCGAAAGUCGAAAAUCAUUCUCUAGGCUCUAAGCGAAACAAAUGUGGAGGAUGACUAAGAACCUGCCCCUCCCAUGCGAACCAAUCAUCUCACACGUUGGAGCGUUUGUGUGAGUGUGUCGCAUACGAAAGGGAAAGUGGAAAUGUAUUGCAAUGAAUUCUCAGAAUUCAGAUAGCACCAACACAUACACCUCACCUUCCUGACGAAUUCGUCCUUUGAGCACAGCUUAUCGGGAAAUCGUAUUCGCUCAAGGAUUGUGUCGUGUGACAUCAGGAUCAUUCGCUCCGGGAAAUGUGAGCUGAUCGUUUUGUUUCUUUUUUACUUUUGUCUCUUUAGAACGAACCUACUGGUGAUUUGUGAUAAAUGUGAAAGAUUUCAUUGACUGCAAUCAACCGAACCUGGCCUCCCGCAGUGGGAGAAGGCAGAAAAGGAGGUUUAGGGAAGAAAACGGAAUCUUUCAUAGCUUUUGUAUUGUUUAAGUCAAGCGUAUAAUUUUAUUGAAUGUAAGAACUUAUGAAGAAAAUAAUGAAGCAUAAAAAAGAACCUGUUUUGAAACGAGA